AUGGCCAAGUCGAAGGCAAGGGAGGUCAUGCCUCGCGGGACCAUGCAUCUAGUAAAAUGGGUGCAGACAAACACCACCCGAGGGGUGAAAGGUCAGUGGGUAUCACAAAAACGCAAGAACCCAGGGAGAUCUGCGCAGUCUUCCCCGACCAAGUUGCACACCAAGUUGCCCACAAAGCAGCCUUCAGACAAGACCAUGUAUAGGUUCUCUGAGGACUUUGAUGCAAGCUACGACGACCAAGGGGGCAUCAAUCCCAUACGACUUCCAAAUGGCUGGGGAAAGAAAAAAACCGCGAGUCCCAAUGAGUACCUCUGGCAGUGGAAGUAUAGGACCCAUGAUUAUCUGGACAUCAUGCUUCAACGGGAGGCGCCUCCUCCAGACCGGGUGUGCUGUUUGUGCAGUGGGGAUGGGACCCAGGAGUGCCACGACUGUCAUGCACAGCCGAUAUUCUGCACGAAAUGCUGUCGGGCAGAACAUUCCCUGCGGCCAUUCCACUGGAUCAGUCAAUGGAAUGGAGAUUUCUUUGAGAGGACCACUCUGACCAAGCUAGGCGUUGAGAUUCAUGCUGGCCAUGGGGGAAAGCCUUGCCCACACCACGACUGGGAAUGGGAGGACACGGAUGAUGAGGGUGAAGAUGCACCAUCUGCAGAAGUGCCUCUGGGAGUGCCAGAGGCUUAUGAUGGAGAACCUGAUGUAUUUGUAGAACCGGGAUCAGCUGCAGCUGCCAAAGACUCGCCGGAGGUAAACAUACUGCCUGCAGGAAAAACAGCAAUCACGGUGGUGCACACUUCGGGCGUGCAUACCAUGUCGAUAAGAUUCUGUCGAUGCCCUGAUGCCGAAACGCUUGACAAACAGCUUUUUAAAAUGGAAUUGUUCCUGGCAUCUUUCACCCGCCCGAAGACCGCGUUCACCUUUGCAUUGCUGGAUGAUUUCAUCCUGGACAAUCUGGAGUGCGGGACUUCAGCAAUGAACUAUUACAGCAAACUCAAGCGCACCACAUCCAGCGUGUUUCCGCAUUUAGUACUGGACCGAUAUCGGGAGUUGAUGAGGGUGGCCAGGCAGUGGCGACAACUGAAGCUUUUGAAAUGGAAUGGAUUCUGUCAUGAGAGGAGGGACCCGAAGGAUGGAGAGCUGGCUCUUUUCUGCCCAGCAUCCAAACAUCUUCACCCGACGCACCCAGAAGACGAGGUUUGGCUCACCGACGGGCAAUGUUUCAUGGUGGCAAGAGCCAGAUACAAAGCUCAUCUUGCCAUGUCAAAGGACUCAGCCCAAAGGUCCAAAUGCAACAACCAUAGAGCGGUGAACCAGGCCAACGCCUCUAGGCACAAAUUGGAGGCCACCGGAAUCGGGGGUGCGCCUGUGCCAGGCACGGGUGCUUUGUUCCGAAUUCAAUGGUGGAUUUUCAAAAGAUGGGCUCAGCCAGGCAUUCACAUUUAUGAUGUCAACUGCCAGUACUACAAGCACCUCCAGCGGCGGGUGGAUGAGAGCCUGCAUCUGACCAUUCCUUCCGGAAUGGAGAUCGUUCCAGGAAUCAGGCUUUGGCACGUUCAUGGCCACCAAGACAAAUGCUUCGUCCAGUAUGCAUCCAACUUCAUCCCAGGGCGCAGCUAG
Suillus subalutaceus is the source of this 1611-nucleotide messenger RNA. RefSeq lists its product as uncharacterized. The record is from RefSeq and is a predicted model, not a curated record. The transcript has 6 exons. The coding region runs from base 1 to 1611 and encodes 536 amino acids. NCBI's taxonomy places the organism in Eukaryota, Fungi, Basidiomycota, Agaricomycetes, Boletales, Suillaceae.